AUGGCGGUGGGCGCCAACUGGCGAGUCUGCCAUACAAAGUGGGCCACCCAGAUUCGCCCCCUAACCGGGCAGGAAGGGGACUUGGGCGUUUUCACGGACCGGUCCACCACCUCGCCGGCGCCCCCCUCGCCAUCGCCCCGCGACCCCCGCGACCCCCGCGACCCCCGCGACCCCCCGACGUCCCCCUGGGGUCCUCGUCGCCGGCCCCAGCGCCAACUGGCGAGUGUCCGGGGCGCCCCUCCCACGGCCCCGGGGCCAACCGCUGCCGACGGCGACAUCACCGCCGCGGCCCGGCUGUCUGGGAGCCGAUGGGGGCCGCGGCCGGACCGGAGGGGUCCCCCGAUGGGUGAUGCAUGUAUGUAUGUAUAUAUUUCCCGGUCCACCCGACACCACCCACCCGAACCCCUUUCCCCGGCACCAUGGCAACGUCCCCGGCGCACCCCAGGCCCCUCCCUCGCCGUCUCCUCCCUCCCUCAUGGUCCGGGAGCCCCAAGCCCGAGCCCCGAUACCCGCCAACUGGUCAAUCCUGGAGCCCCGACCCCGAGCCCCGCCAACUGGCGAGUCCUGGAGCCCCGAGCCCCGAGCCCCUCCACGGGCCCCGCCCCAUCGAGCCCUGCCAACUGGCAAGUUCUGGAGCCCCGACCCCCAGUCGCCCCGAGUCCCGCCAACUGGCCAGUUCCUCCCCCGGCCUGGGAACCUAGCCGGGUCCCGGCUGACGCACAGCUACCCUCGCCGACCCGGGGACCCAUGGACCCGCGCCAACUGGCGAGUACCCGACCCCGCCAACUGGCCAGGCCGAGUGAUUGGAGUCCUCUUCCGCAGUUUCACCUCGGUCCUCCUUCGCAGGUUCCACCUCUGGACUCCUCCACCGACCACCAGGGGUCCACGGAGCCCCGUCAACUGGCCAGCACCGCGGCCCCGAGCCCGAGCCCCGGCCGCAGGCGCAGCCUGGCCCUGGCCCCGACCCCCGCGGCGGCCCCUCACCGCCCGCGGCCAACUGUGGACUUUGUCCUGGCCGCCCGCGCGCCUGCCCAAGCCAUCGUCGCCAACUGGCGGGUCACGCGCCCCGGAAGGUAAGGGUCACGGCCGGGAAACCCGGCCGCCUCCCCCCUCCAAGCGCCCGGCGCUG
This is a messenger RNA of Aspergillus campestris IBT 28561, 1129 nucleotides long. RefSeq lists its product as uncharacterized. Bases 1 to 1077 code for a protein of 358 amino acids. The transcript is spliced from 2 exons. The record is from RefSeq and is a predicted model, not a curated record. NCBI's taxonomy places the organism in Eukaryota, Fungi, Ascomycota, Eurotiomycetes, Eurotiales, Aspergillaceae.